CCACCCCCACACACACACCCCUAACCAGCAGCAGCAGCUCCACGUCCUUCUUUCUUCUCGCGGUGACCGGAGCACGGUGAGCGGCAGCGGCCCUUCGGAUGCUCGGCCGCGGGUGGAAGAAGCAGAAGCUGCGGAUCUCCGUGUGAUCGCUGCGUGGAAACAGGCGAGACACGUUGAUAUAUUUAAAUAUCUGAAGGAAGCUGCUGGUGGUGCUGGUGUGGUUUCGUAACUCCGGCUGGCAGCGCAGGGACAGGCUCUUUUUGUCCGCGGAGGAUGCGGAUUUAACGGGGACAUGCUCCGCGUCACCUGGACGGUUUAACCGUUACAACGAUUAGCUUCGCGCCGUCGGAAGACACCGUUCAUGCCCGCUGAGAUAUCGGCCGUAGUGUCGCGGUAGUAACGAAAACAUCGACGUCCACAGACACAGAAGACGAAUAAAAGGUUGAAUGAGUUUACCUCCACCCGGACACCAUGAGCACCAUCUCGCCGACGGACUUUGACAGCUUGGAGAUCCAGCAGCAGUACAACGACAUCAACAACCGCUGGGACCUGGCAGCAGAGACCGACUGGGACAAUGAGAACAGCUCAGCACGCCUGUUCGAGCGCUCACGCAUCAAGGCUCUCGCAGAUGAGCGUGAAGCCGUGCAGAAGAAGACUUUCACCAAGUGGGUCAACUCUCACCUGGGCCGGGUCACCUGUCGCAUCGGAGACCUGUACACAGACCUGCGUGACGGACGCAUGCUGAUCCGCCUCCUGGAGGUUCUGUCAGGAGAACAGCUGCCGAAGCCGACGAAGGGCCGCAUGCGGAUCCACUGCCUGGAAAAUGUGGACAAGGCCUUGCAGUUUCUCAAGGAGCAGAAGGUCCACCUGGAAAACAUGGGGUCACAUGACAUCGUGGACGGGAACCACCGCCUCACGCUCGGACUCAUCUGGACCAUCAUCCUCCGCUUCCAGAUUCAGGACAUCAGCGUGGAGACUGAAGACAACAAGGAGAAGAAAUCAGCCAAGGACGCUCUGCUGCUGUGGUGCCAGAUGAAGACUGCAGGAUAUCCAAACGUCAACAUACACAACUUCACCACCAGCUGGAGAGACGGGAUGGCCUUCAACGCCAUCGUGCACAAACACAGACCUGACCUGAUCGAGUUCGAUAACCUGAAGCGCUCUAACGCUCACUACAACCUUCAGAAUGCGUUUAACGUGGCUGAGAAGGAGCUCGGCCUCACCAAGCUGCUCGACCCAGAAGACGUAAACGUGGAUCAGCCCGAUGAGAAGUCCAUCAUCACCUACGUGGCCACUUACUAUCAUUACUUCUCUAAGAUGAAAGCUCUGGCUGUGGAGGGCAAACGGAUCGGCAAGGUUCUGGACUACGCCAUCGAGGCGGACCAGCUGAUCGAGAAGUACGAGACUCUGGCGUCGGAGCUGCUGCAGUGGAUCGAGCAGACCAUCGUGACACUGAACGACCGGCAGCUCGCCAACUCUCUGAGCGCCGUGCAGAACCAGCUGCAGGCCUUCAACUCCUACAGGACAGUGGAGAAACCGCCAAAGUUCACAGAGAAGGGGAACCUGGAGGUCCUUCUGUUCACCAUCCAGAGCAAGAUGAGAGCCAACAACCAGAAGGUGUACAUGCCGAGAGAGGGCAAGCUCAUCUCCGACAUCAACAAGGCAUGGGAGCGCCUGGAGAAGGCGGAGCACGAACGCGAGCUGGCUCUGAGAAACGAGCUGAUUCGUCAGGAGAAGCUGGAGAUGCUCGCUGCUCGUUUUGACCGUAAGGCGGCGAUGAGGGAGACGUGGCUGAGCGAGAACCAGAGGCUGGUGUCUCAGGAUAACUUCGGGACUGACCUGGGAGCAGUGGAGGCCGCCACCCGUAAACACGAGGCCAUAGAGACGGACAUCGGGGCGUACUGGGAGCGCGUGGCGGCCGUGGAGGCGGUGGCCAAAGAGCUGGAAGCCGAGGGUUACCACGACGUGCGGCGCAUCAUCGCACGGCGCGAUAACGUGCUGCGACUGUGGGAGUACCUGAAGGAGCUGCUGGCUGCUCGCAGAGAGAGACUCAACGCACACCGAGACCUGCAGAGGCUGUUCCAGGAGAUGCGUUACAUCAUGGACUGGAUGGCCGACAUGAAGGGGCGUCUGCACUCUCAGGACAGCGGCAAACAUCUCCACGACGUGUUGGACCUGCUCCAGAAACACACUCUGGUGGAGGCUGACAUCUCUGCUCAGGCUGAGCGGAUCAAGGCGGUGCAGGGCGCCGCUCAGCGCUUCACGUCGUACGAACAGGCCUACAAACCGUGCGAGCCCGGGCUGGUCAGCGAGAAGGUCGACCUUCUGGGUCAGUCCUACGACGAGCUCGGUCAGCUCGCCGGGAACCGCCGGGAGCGCCUGGAGGACUCGCGGCGGCUGUGGCAGUUCAUGUGGGAUCUGGGCGAGGAGGCGGCCUGGAUCAGAGAGCAGGAGCAGAUCCUCGCCAGCGGAGACUGUGGACGUGACCUCACCUCCGCCCUUCACCUGCUCAGCAAACACGAGGCGUUCAGGGACGAGAUGGCGGCUCGGUACGGCCCGCUGAGUAACAGCAUCGCUGCCGGCGAGGCUCUGAUUAACGAGGGACACUUCGGAGCCCCCGAGGUCACCGAGAGGAUCCAGGACAUCCAAGCACAGUGGGCUCAUCUGGAGGAGACCACCAAACUCAGAGAGCAGAGCCUGAAGGAGGCCGUGGCCUUGCACCAGUUUCAAACAGAUGCCAACGACAUGGAGGCCUGGAUCAUGGAGACGCUCCGUCAGGUGUCCAGUCAGGAGGUCGGACACGAUGAGUUCUCCACCCAAACGCUCGCUCGCAAGCAGAGGGAGAUCGAGGAGGAGAUCCAGAGCCACCACCCGGUCAUCGACUCGCUCCACGAGCAGGUCCAGGCCCUGCCGGAGGCCUACUUACAUUACCCAGAGGUUGACGGGCGUCUGCCGGCUAUCGAGCAGCGCUAUGAAGAGUUGGAGUCUCUGUCUGCAGCCCGGCGUCAGGCCCUGGAGGGCGCCCUCGCCCUGUACCGCAUGUUCAGCGAAGCUGGAGCCUGUCAGCUGUGGGUGGAGGAGAAGGAGCAGUGGUUAGAUGGUAUGGAGAUCCCCACCAAGCUGGAGGACCUGGAGGUGGUGCAGCAGAGGUUCGAGACUCUGGAGCCGGAGAUGAACAACCUGAGCUCUCGUGUCAGUGACGUGAAUCAGGUUGCCGAGCAGCUCCUGAGCUCCGACAACUGCAACAAAGACCAGAUCCACCAGACCCGAGACCAGCUGAACAACCGGUGGAAGGAGUUCGAGCAGCUGGCCGGUCAGAAGAAACAAGGCCUGGAGUCGGCUCUGAACAUCCAGAACUACCAUCUGGAGUGUAACGAAAUCCAGACCUGGAUGAGGGAGAAGACCAAGGUGAUCGAGUCCACGCAGGGCCUCGGCAACGACCUGGCCGGAGUGAUGGCGCUGCAGAGGAAACUGACGGGCAUGGAGAGAGACCUGGAGGCCAUUCAGGGUAAACUAGACGACCUGAGGAACGAAGCAGAAAAACUGGCCAAAGAACAUCCAGACCAGGCCGGAGAGAUCCAGGGACGGCUGACUGAGAUCCAGGAGGUGUGGGAGGAGCUGAACACCACCAUGAAGAGGCGUGAGGAGUCGCUGGGCGAAGCCAGCAAGCUGCAGGGCUUCCUCCGCGACCUGGACGACUUCCAGUCGUGGCUGUCCCGCACUCAGACGGCCGUGGCCUCGGAGGACAUCCCCACCUCUCUGCCCGAGGCCGAGAGUCUGCUCGCUCAGCACGAGAGCAUCAAGAACGAAGUGGACAACUACAAGGAGGACUACGAGAAGAUGAGGGCGGUGGGCGAGGAGGUGACGCAGGGUCAGACCGACGCCCAGCACAUGUUCCUCGCCCAGAGGCUGCAGGCGCUGGACACCGGCUGGCACGAGCUGCGCCGCAUGUGGGAGAACCGGCACAGUCUGCUGGCUCAAGCCUUCGACUUCCAGACGUUCCUGAGAGACGCCAAGCAGGCAGAAGCUUUCCUCAACAGCCAGGAGUACGUCCUGUCUCACACUGAGAUGCCGACCAGCCUUCAGGGAGCUGAGGAGGCCAUUAAGAAACAUGAGGACUUCCUCACCACCACCGAGGCCAGUGAGGAGAAGAUAACGGGCGUGGUGGAGGCCGGACGGCGCCUCAUUAACGACUGCAACGCCAACUCUGACAAGAUCCAGGAGAAGGUGGACUCCAUCCAGGAGAGACAUCUGAAGAACAAAGAGGCUGCGAACGAACUCCUGACAAAACUCAAGGACAACCGAGAACUUCAGCACUUCCUCCAGGAUGGACAGGAGCUCACACUGUGGAUCAAUGAGAAGAUGCUGACGGCUCAGGACAUGUCGUACGACGAGGCCAGGAACCUUCACAGCAAGUGGCAGAAGCAUCAGGCCUUCAUGGCCGAGCUGCAGUCCAACAAAGACUGGCUGGAUAAGAUCGACAAGGAGGGUCAGGCACUGGUGGCGGAGAAGCCGGAGCUGAAGCCGGUCGUCCAGCAGACCCUGGAGGACCUGCAGCGUCAGUGGGAGGAGCUGGAGGGAACCACCCAGACCAAGGCCCAGUGUCUGUUCGACGCUAACCGGGCCGAGCUCUUCACGCAGAGCUGCUCCGCUCUAGACGUGUGGCUGAAGAACCUGGAGGGUCAACUGCAGAGCGACGACUACGGCAAAGACCUGACCAGCGUCAACAUCCUGCUCAAGAAGCACCAGAUGUUGGAGCAUCAGAUGGACGUCAGGGAGAAGGAGGUGCAGUCCCUCCAGUCUCAGGCUCUGGCUCUGUCUCAGGAGGACGCCGGACUCACCGAGGUUCACGACCAGGAACAACGCGUCACCGACAACUUCUCCAACCUCCAGGAGCCUCUGAGGCUGAGGAGGCAGCAGCUGCUCGCCUCCAAAGAAGCUCAUCAGUUCAACAGAGAUCUGGAGGAUGAGAUCCUCUGGGUGAAGGAGAGGAUGCCACUGGCGACCUCCACCGAUCACGGGAAGGAUCUGCCCACCGUGCAGCUCCUGAUCAAGAAGAACCAGACGCUGCAGAAGGAGAUCCAGGGCCAUCAGCCUCGCAUCGACGACAUCCACAGACGAGGACAGACUCAGAGUCAGGUCGACGGAGAGAGGCAGUCCGUCCUGGAGGAGCGCCUCGUCGAGCUGCGUGAACUCUGGGAUCAGCUGAUCGCAGAGACGGACAAACGCCACGCCCGUCUGAUCGAGGCCAACCGAGCCCAGCAGUUCUACGCCGACGCGGCAGAGGCCGAGGCGUGGAUGGGCGAGCAGGAGCUGCACAUGAUGUCCGAGGAGAAGGCCAAGGACGAGCAGAGCGCCCUCGUGAUGGUGAAGAAGCAUCAGACGCUGGAGCAGGCGCUCGAGGACUACGCCCAAACCAUCCACCAGCUCGCCAACAGCAGCCGCCUCAUGGUGACCAGCGAACACCCCGAGAGUGAGAGAAUCACUCUGCGGCAGGCUCAGGUGGAUAAACUGUACGCCGGGCUGAAGGACCUGGCGGAGGAGCGGCGUGGGCGGCUGCAGGAGCGGCUGAGGCUGACGCAGCUGAAGAGGGAGGUGGACGACCUGGAGCAGUGGAUCGCUGAGAGGGAGGUGGUCGCUGGCUCGCACGAACUGGGACAAGACUACGAACACGUCACCAUGCUGAGAGAUAAGUUCCGCGAGUUCGCUCGUGACACCAGCACCAUCGGCCAGGAGCGCGUGGACGGUGUGAACGGGCUGGCGGAUGACCUCAUCGAGUCGGGCCAUCCCGAGAACGCCAGCGUGGCAGAGUGGAAGGACGGGCUGAACGAGGCGUGGGCCGACCUGCUGGAGCUGAUCGAUACGCGCACGCAGAUGUUAGCCGCCUCCUACGAGCUGCACCGCUUCCACCAGGACGCCAUGGAGGUGCUGGGCCGGGUCAAAGAGAAGAGGGAGGGGCUUCCCUCCGACCUCGGCCGCGACCUGAACACAGUUCAGCAUCUUCACCGGCAGCACAACACGUUCGAAAACGACAUCCAGGCGCUGAGCGGACAGGUGAACCAGGUGCAGGACGACGCCGCCCGGCUGCAGAAGGCGUACGCCGGCGAGAAAGCCGAUGACAUUAACCGGAGCGAGCACGCUGUGACGUCAGCGUGGGAGGCUCUGCUGGAGGCGGGGCAGGCGCGCCGGCUCCUCCUGCUGGACACCGUGGAGAAGUUCCGCUUCUUCAACAUGGUGCGAGACCUGAUGCUGUGGAUGGACGGAGUCAACCUGCAGAUCGACGCCCACGACAGCCCGAGGGACGUGUCCUCUGCCGGGCUCGUCAUUGCCAAUCAUCAGGACAUCAAGUCAGAGAUCGAGACGCGAGCAGACAGCUUCACCGCCUGCAUCGAGAUGGGAAACAGUCUGAUCAACAACAACCACUACGCAUCUGACGAGAUCCGAGAGAAGCUGACUCAGCUCCAGGAGAAGAGAGACCGGAUCAACAAGAAGUGGCAGGACAAGAUGGACCACCUGCAGAUCGUGUUGGAGGUGCUGCAGUUUGGACGUGACGCCUACGUGGCGGAGUCCUGGUUGGCGGGUCAGGAGCCUCUGGUGCGCGCGGCCGAGCUCGGCACUAACGUGGAUGAAGUGGAGAGUCUGAUCAAACGCCACGACGCCUUCGAGAAGCUCGCCGCCGCGUGGGAGGAUCGCUUCAUCCUGCUGGAGAAACUGACCACGCUCGAGGAGCAGGAGAUCCAGAGGAGGCUCGAGGAGGAGGAGCGAGCACGGCGACCGCCAACACCUCCGCCAGCAGAGGAGGUGGUGCAGUCAGAGACAGAAAGCCACGCCCACGACUCUGCAGCCAGAACCAGUUUGGACCAGACCACUCUGAACCAGUCGGUGUCAGUGAACGGCGUGCACAGCGACAACGACACGUCACAGCUGUCGUUGUCGCUCUCGUUGUCAGCGGGAAAGAAAUCCGAGCCUAAACGUGUGUGUAAGCCAAAGCAGCCGGAUCGUGGCUCCGAGUCCGAGUCUGUAAACGGACCGGGUCGGGACAGCGGGCUGGCGUCCUCUCGCCUCGAGCAGUCCGCCACGCUACCGAGCAGAGGGGGGGCGGAGUCAGAGCCGGAGACCAUGGAGGGGAUGCUGUGUCGAAAACAGGAAAUGGAGUCUCACAGCAAGAAGGCGGCGACCAGGUCCUGGCAGAACGUCUACUGCGUCUUAAGAAAAGGAAGUCUCGGUUUCUACAAAGACGGAAAGAGCGCGAGCAACGGCAUUCCAUACCACAGCGAGGUUCCCAUCAGCCUCGGGGAGGCCGUGUGCGAGGUCGCCCACGACUACAAGAAGAGGAAACACGUGUUCAAGCUCAGGCUCGGUGACGGGAAAGAGUUCCUGUUCCAGGCGAAAGACGAGGCUGAGAUGAGCUCCUGGAUCCGGUCCAUCCACAGCUCCAUCCCAUCCGGACCCGCAGACUCCCCCGGAGGUCCGCAGGUGCUCAGCCGCGCCAUGACGAUGCCUCCCAUCUCUCCGAGCUCAGGCGACACCGGCGGCGUCACGAUGCGCAACAAAGACGGCAAAGAGAAGGAUCGAGAGAAAAGAUUCAGCUUCUUCGGAAAGAAGAAAUAGACGAGCAGCAGAACAUCGACGGAAGAUACAUUUACAAAAUAUCAACACACUGAAGCAGAAAGUCCACAAAGGUCCCAACACACACACACACACACACACACACACACACACACACACACACCGGGCCCAGUGCAGCAGCGCCCCCUGCAGGAAUGUGGCUGAUUCUCCUCUCACCUGUUUUUGUCCGUCAUUUUAACGUUAACCAAUCAGAGCCCUCCUCCGACUUCAGGUAACAGCCAAUCAGCGGAGCUUCGAGUCACAGCAGGUGUGGUCGCUCAGCUCGGUUCAGCUCGGUUCUGGUCCACCAAGAAGGUGGAUCGUCAUCAGCAUGAAUAUUUUUGAUGGAGGCUGUUGAUGAUGUAACCUGACAUGAUGAUCAUCAUUAUUAUUAUUAUUAUUAUUA
Molecule: messenger RNA, 8014 nt
Organism: Larimichthys crocea (large yellow croaker)
Lineage: Eukaryota; Metazoa; Chordata; Actinopteri; Sciaenidae
Gene: sptbn2
Product: spectrin, beta, non-erythrocytic 2
Exons: 40
Coding region: 472-7611 (2379 amino acids)
Cellular component (GO): spectrin
Molecular function (GO): structural constituent of cytoskeleton; phospholipid binding; actin binding
Source: RefSeq, a predicted model, not a curated record